Messenger RNA from Paramecium sonneborni, 1619 nucleotides. The record is from the annotation of a GenBank genome assembly. NCBI's taxonomy places the organism in Eukaryota, Ciliophora, Oligohymenophorea, Peniculida, Parameciidae.
AUGAAAUAAACAAAAAAGAGAGUUAGCUAUAUAAAAAAUUAAAAACCUACAAACAUUGAAUGGAUCCUCAAUCUCUUAGAUUAAAUACCUAAAUAUUAGCUAUAGUAAUCGAAUAUGAAGAAAAUAUAAGCUAUUUAAUUGAACAAACUUCAAGAUUGUGAUUAAUUACUCAAAUCAAGCUUAUACACUUAUGAUAACAAAAUUAACAAAUUUACAUAGAUGUAAUUUACUCUCUAUCCUAAUAUGCUUAUUGCUGAUAAUUAGGAAUACUUAGUUUUGUCAUCUUGCAUCAUGAAUAAGAAAAUAAUUUAGUAUAAGGAAUUUACAGCAUAAGGUGUAUAGUUGUUAAAUACUUAAGGUAAUCUAUUCUUAUUUUAUGAAUCCUAUGUCUAAUAACUCAAUGUAAAAAUCUUCUUUAUAUAUUUCUAGUGGGAAAAACAAUUGAAGAGAUUUUCUAAACUAUAAAAUUUUUCCAAUAAAUACACAAUUCAAGAAAAACUUUCUAUAUAAAAUCAUUAUGCCUGUGUUAAAAACAAAAACAGUAAAUUUUUAAUAUCAAUAUAGAUCGUGUUUACACAGUUCAAUUAAUAAGAUUAUCAAGUUUGAGUGAAUAACUCUAUGAAGCUUUGAUGAAUGAAAUAAACAUAUUGAUGUGUUUCAAAUAAAAUGGAUUACAUCAAUUUCAUGCUUUAUUUGAGGAUGGUGAUAUCCUCUAUAUAUUAUAUGAUUAUUGGGUAGGUGAUACAUUAUAUAAAUUAAUCUAAUAAGGUUUCAAAUUAACUGCUUCAUAAAUAGCAUAAACUAUUUUUCAAAUAAUCAAAGUCGUUCGUUUUUUACAUCAAAAUAAUCUCUAUCAUGGAGCCAUUCUACCAACCAAUAUUAUUUUACAUAGAGCUACUGCUCCAUAAAAUCAAUAAGGUUAACAAUUAAAAAUCACCUUAUUUAAUUUCGCUUAUAGAGAUGCCAAUCAAUAUAAUUUAACUUGGCUAAAUAAGAGAGUACCAAAAUAAUGGAUUCCUCCUGAAUUUAACAAUUUAUAAAUCAAAACUGAUUUUUAAAAUAUUGAUGGAUAUCAAAUUGGAGUUCUUUUGUACUAUUUGACUUUUCAUUCUAAUAAUGCAAAUAAAUCAUAAUUGUCUUUUUAUAAAUCACUAGACAACUUUAAAAUUGAUUACUAAUGGUUGAAAUCAAUUAAAUAAGAAUAAUAAUAAGAGUACUCUUUCUCUCUCAUAGAGUUACUCUGUGGAUUACUUGAUCCAGAUUUCUAAAAUAGAAUUACUUUGAAUAAUGCAUUAGCACAUUAGUGGUUGACUAAUUAGAGAUAAAAAUUGAAUUCUUAAAAUGAAAAACCUAAGAUAUUGCCAUCUUUAAGGACUAUUUUAGAAUUGAGAGAAUAAAGUUCUUGUGAAAUGCUAUCAUCCAGACUUGGUAAAGAAGAACUUCAUGUUACCAGUUCAAGUGAAGAUGAUAUUGAGUUCUGUGAUGAUGAAUACGUACAUAGAAUUUCAAAAGAAAAUAAUAAAAUACCAUAUUAUUAAAAUAUACUCAAUUUGAUUCCAAAUAAACAUCCAUCUAGAAAUAAAUAAAUUAUAGAUCAAUGUUAAGAGAGUUAAUUUUGA